Molecule: messenger RNA, 2368 nt
Organism: Hyaloscypha bicolor E
Lineage: Eukaryota; Fungi; Ascomycota; Leotiomycetes; Helotiales; Hyaloscyphaceae
Product: NAF1-domain-containing protein
Exons: 1
Coding region: 44-2098 (684 amino acids)
Biological process (GO): pseudouridine synthesis; box H/ACA snoRNP assembly; ribosome biogenesis
Cellular component (GO): sno(s)RNA-containing ribonucleoprotein complex
Molecular function (GO): RNA binding
Source: RefSeq, a predicted model, not a curated record
AAGUAUUUGUACAUUGUUAGCACAUUGACGCAACCAGUUCUCAAUGGAUCUCGAGACUUCGGAAGCGCCUGAUAGUGCGAGAACGACCAUUCCCACAGAAAACAUUCAUCAAAUCGAAAAUGAAGGGCAAGCGCCGUUAGAGAAGAUCAACACACCUGAACUCUCUACAACAGACGCAACCGCCCAAGAUACCCAUAUGCAGAAUAGCACAAUGGAGACACCACCGAGCCCACCUCUGACGCAUGCCUUAGAAGCGCUGUUAGGUGGACUGGAUCCGCCAGCAGAUGCACACACGAGUCCAGUCGAACGACCUGUGAUGGAAGAGCAACCUCAACCUGCAGCUCCAAUUACAGUUGACCAACCAGAGAUCGAGAAACCUUCCGACCAAGCCAAGAUACCAGGACUUGUCUCUUUGGAUGGAAACGCAGACCAGACACAGCCCAAGCCUACCUCCGAAGAAGAGCCAGUCCCAGAUGUUGAUACCAAACCAAUACCCCCUCAAGAGGAAUCCAAACCUGACGAAGCCACUUCGAACGAUGCAAUUAUGGAAGAUGUGCAAAAUGUGAUCACUCUUUUGGGCGGCGAGCCUAUACCAGCUGAAUCUGCGGAGGUUGCAAGUGCGAGCGAGGCGAUAUCUGCUCCAGCAGUUGAGAAUAGCAGCGCACCAGCAGAUGCACCAAUUGAAGAUGGUGAAGAACAUCCGGAAUGGGAAAUCGACUCAUCGCCAAUCGAGUCUUCUACAGACGACUCUUCUAGCGACGACAGCUCAUCAGACGAGAGUGACGAAGGCGACAAUUCAUACAAACUACUCAGCCCCGAAGAGCAAGCCAGAAUUUUGAUGGCCGGCGAUGGGGGAUCAGACGAUGAAGGAGAAAAGCCAAAAGGGUCCGGAGGUCAAUUACGAACCAAGAAUGAAGUCCUGGAGGAGGUCAUACCCAAACCCGAUGUCACCGUCACCCCGGACAUGAAGAUUACGGAGUUGGGUAGUGUCGAAACGAUUGUAGACAAUAUUCUGCUCAUCAAAGCCAAAACUUCGGGGGAAUACAAGGUACUGGAAACCGGCUCUGUACUGUGUCUUGAAGAUAGAAGCGUCAUUGGAGUCAUUGCAGAAACACUUGGACGAGUUCAGCAGCCGUUAUAUUCUGUCUUGUUUACGAAUGCUGGAGAACUUACAGGAGCAGGUUUAGCUUUAGGAACGAAAAUUUUCUAUUCGGAGCAGCAUUCUACAUAUGUCUUUACUCAAAAUUUGAAAGCUUACAAAGGAUCAGACGCGUCAAAUCUACACGAUGAAGAAGUCGGGGAUGAGGAAAUGGAGUUCUCCGAUGAUGAAGCGGAAGCAGAGCACAAGAGACGUGUCAAGCAGAAGAGGCUCGAGAAACGAGGUGGAAAGAUGCAACAGAAUGGGGGCUCGGGACGAGGAGGUCAUCCAUUGCAACAGGAACAUACUCCAUAUGACGCCAGCAACGGAAUAAGCUAUGAUGACGCUGAAGAUGAUGGUCCUUACAAGCCUCUUGCAAGGCCGGCUGGCUAUGCUGAUUCUGUUGGACGAAGCGAAGCUCCACAGGAAGGUGGUUACUCCGGCGAAAAAUCCAAUUUCAAUCAACAUAGAGAUCAAUUCCGAGGGCGGGGAAGGGGUGACCGGGGCAGAGGUCGAGGAGAUCGUGGACGUGGCAGGGGCGGCUACCAGAAUCAGCGGGGUGGAGGGAAUGGAUACUCUCUUCCGCCUCAAUCACAACAUUAUCAAGCACCGUCUCCUGGCCCAGGGGCGUUUUCACCACCAUUCCAACCUCAAGGAACCGGUUUGACUCCAGCAUCACCUCCAGGUGUGUCACCGCCAAACUUCUUUAACAUGCCCUCCGCCCAACAGUACUCGCCUCAUCAACCACAACUGCCUGCAUGGCCACAGUUUCCUCCAAUGCCACCUUUCCAACAACAAGCGUUCCCGCAACCCUUUCAAGGCGGACAGAGCUGGCCAAAUAUGCCUGGGGCUGCACCGCUAAAUGGUACUUUCAUCAACCCGGCCUUCUUCAACAACAAUCAAACUCCUCCAUCAGGCCAGUGGAAUAAUCAAGGUCAAGGGCGAGGGCGUGGGAGAUGAAAUGGUGGCUCCUAAUGAUAAUGGAUAGUGUAGAAUUACUGGAUACCCAUAAAUGUUGAUAUUGAAAUUGACGGCGACUCCGUUAUCUUGCUACAAAUGCAGAAAUCGAGUUGGCCAAAUGUUUUGGCGAGGAAAAGAAGCCCCUUUUCUUUGCUCGUCAAGUUUUGGUCACGUGUGCGCUUCCUACUUCACGCCAUUUGGUGUAAAAUCUCACCCACUCGGUACAAGACAUCGCUUCACGACAAAAGAUCUGCGCAGAUUAGAAACGGC